UGCAUGUUGACAGUGUUGCAGACUGUGGACUCUUAGUAAACACUGGUAGUUAGUUAUUAACAGUAGAAACACAGCGAACCGUCAUCUCCGUACACAGCUCAGAGUCUUCACACGUGCUGGGUUGAUGUGAACACAACGACGUCUCAUUGGCUGCAGGUCUGACUGACAUCAUGUACCGCCUCGUCCUCUGCGUGUCCGUCGCCGUCGCUCUGUGGUCGGCGUCAGUGCUCAGUGUCUCAGUGUUCUCGGAGCCGGCGGAGGCUCACAUGCUGCUCCGCUCCCGUCGGGCCAACUCCUUUCUGGAGGAGCUGAAACCCGCCUCCAUGGAGCGCGAAUGCGUGGAGGAGAGGUGUAACUAUGAAGAAGCCAGAGAGAUCUUCCAAACCAGGGAAGCCACACUGGAGUUCUGGACGGUGUACACAGAUGGGAACCAGUGUCACGCCAACCUGUGCGUUCAUGGAACCUGCGUGGACCUAUACCAAGCCUACGCCUGCCGCUGUAACCAGGGAUACGAGGGCAGAUACUGCGACCAGCUUGUCACGGCCACUAACUGCUCGGUGGAUAACGGCGGCUGCGGCCACGAGUGUUCGGAGGCCGAGGACGGUCUGACGAGGAGCUGCAGCUGUGUGACAGGAUACAGACUGCACGCCAACUCCAGGAAAUGUGUCCCGAAAGGUUCCUCGUCCUGCGGUCAGCUGCUGAUCGCCAGGUCGUCGUACACUAAACCGAUGGAUGGUCUGCAGCCGUGGAUGGUGGGAGGGGAGGUGGGGAAGAAGGGAGAGAGUCCCUGGCAGGUGCUGUUGCUGAACCCCAGAGGGAUUUUUCUAUGUGGCGGCGUCCUCAUCGAUGAGAACUGGGUGCUGACGGCCGCUCACUGCAUCGCCCCCAGCCUGAGAUAUAGAGUUCGACUCGGUGACUACGAGCGUCUUAGAGACGAAGGCACAGAAGUGAACCUGAAGGUCAUCAAGACCUUCAAACACCCAAACUACUACAAAGGCGAAAUGGUGGACAACGACAUCGCCCUCCUCCGCCUGGAGACCCCCGCGCCCUUGACCAAGUACAUCGUCCCCGUCUGCCUGCCGGGACGCAAGUUGGCCGAGCGGAUGCUCCACCUCAACGGCACCGCCACCGUGGUGACGGGCUGGGGUAAGGAUGACCUGGAUAGCGUCCAGUUGAGCUCGGCGCUCAACGUCAUCAAGGUCCCGCUGGUCAGCCACAGCAUCUGCACUCAGCACAUGACCCACAACGUCACAGACAACUUCCUCUGUGCCGGGAUCCUCGGCCAGAGGAUGGACGCCUGUGGGGGGGACAGCGGGGGGCCGAUGGUCACUCUGUACCGAGACACCUGGUUCCUCAUUGGUCUGGUGUCCUGGGGCGAGGGCUGCGGCAAGGAGGACAAGCUGGGCAUCUACACCAAGGUGUCCAACUACAACGAGUGGAUCAACAGAGUACGUGACGAAUGGGACAACGGUCGACAUCCACAACAACCCCCAAACAUCUAAAUCCCCUCCGGCCCCAAAACUCGAUCAUGUCUGGUUCUUAAACCCACAUGAAGCUGUAACCCACUUUGUUAAAUAAACUCAUUCCGUCUCAA
Messenger RNA from Scophthalmus maximus (turbot), 1594 nucleotides. It is a transcript of the gene proca, whose product is annotated as protein C (inactivator of coagulation factors Va and VIIIa), a. Gene Ontology annotation, biological process: blood coagulation; proteolysis. NCBI's taxonomy places the organism in Eukaryota, Metazoa, Chordata, Actinopteri, Pleuronectiformes, Scophthalmidae. Gene Ontology annotation, molecular function: calcium ion binding; serine-type endopeptidase activity. The coding region runs from base 171 to 1502 and encodes 443 amino acids. Gene Ontology annotation, cellular component: extracellular region. The record is from RefSeq and is a predicted model, not a curated record. The transcript has 9 exons.